AUGGGGGGCUCAGUUUGGUGGGUUGUGGUGGAAUGUGCAUGCAGAGUUCUUGGCAUCUCAACUGCUGCAGUGUUGUGUGCUGUAGGAGUAGAAACGCUGCAUCAAGCAGACUUCCACAGCCUGGCUGUCUACCUCCUGGUCUCCUCUGCUGGAAUGAUGAUCUUUGAAGUGGCAUAUUUCACUGACGCUCUUUUGGCAACAUGCUUUCCUUGUCCCCCUACUUUUAAGUUCUUCACUGUUUGGAAGAAGAUGGCUAAUGUUGGAGGCUUCCAGAAGUUCCUCUACUACACAAUGAUGUCAGUGGUGUGUUUCCUACAUCCAGUGUUAGUCUGGCAUGCUGUCAUACCAGGAACUAUGCUGCUGCUGACAGGAUUGUUGAACUUUAUUUUGAGCAAAAAGAAAAAGACAAGCUCCGUCAAACAUUCAGGCGAGUCUUAUGGAGACCCAGCACUGUCGACCGUCUGCAUCAAUGAGUUGGGAGAGACGGAGCAAACGUUUUCCUUCUUCCACAUCGUCUCAGGCAGGAAGGUUUUCUUCCUACCCACCAACAGCAGAUUGCAAAGUCCUUCUCGGGCCUUCUCAGACAGUUCUCAGGCCAUGCUUGGGCCAGACCAUCCUUCACAGCAAGACCACAGACCAAUGAGGAAAGCUGAUGGAAGAAAUGUGCACUUGAUAGAGAGUUUCAGACAAGAAGAGACAGAGAUGGAGGAGUAUGACAUGGAACCAGAGGAGACCACCUCAGAUAAAGCACCAAUUAUAAAAGUGUGAGUGGUGGCUGUGGGAAAGUGAAGAAUGCACUGCAAAUUAUUUAUGGUUUGCAAUGUCCAGCUGAGGUCACAUAAUUACAAAGCAACUGACAUAGUUACUUUAUGCUGGAACAUGGUCAUUUUUCCAAAGAGCAGUAGA
This is a messenger RNA of Colossoma macropomum (tambaqui), 906 nucleotides long. RefSeq names its product transmembrane protein 72 (gene tmem72). The transcript has 5 exons. The record is from RefSeq and is a predicted model, not a curated record. NCBI's taxonomy places the organism in Eukaryota, Metazoa, Chordata, Actinopteri, Characiformes, Serrasalmidae. The coding region runs from base 1 to 768 and encodes 255 amino acids.